GAUGAGUUCCACCCUUUCAUCGAAGCGCUUCUGCCCCACGUCCGAGCCUUCGCCUACACGUGGUUCAACCUGCAGGCCCGGAAACGAAAGUACUUCAAAAAACACGAGAAACGCAUGUCCAAGGAGGAGGAGAGGGCCGUGAAGGACGAGCUGCUGAGCGAGAAGCCGGAGGUCAAGCAGAAGUGGGCGUCCCGGCUGCUGGCGAAGCUGCGCAAGGACAUCCGGCCCGAGUACCGGGAGGAUUUCGUGCUCACGGUCACAGGGAAGAAGCCGCCCUGCUGCGUGCUUUCCAACCCGGACCAGAAGGGCAAGAUGCGGAGGAUUGACUGCCUGCGCCAGGCGGACAAGGUCUGGAGGUUGGACCUGGUGAUGGUGAUCUUGUUUAAGGGCAUCCCGCUGGAAAGUACUGAUGGGGAGCGUCUCGUGAAGUCUCCGCAGUGCUCCAACCCUGGGCUGUGCGUGCAGCCCCACCACAUAGGGGUGUCCGUCAAGGAGCUCGACCUGUACCUGGCCUACUUCGUGCACGCGGCAGAUUCAAGUCAAUCUGAAAGUCCCAGCCAGCCAAGUGACGCUGACAUUAAGGACCAGCCAGAAAAUGGACAUCUGGGCUUCCAGGACAGCUUCGUCACGUCAGGAGUCUUUAGUGUGACUGAGCUUGUACGAGUGUCACAGACACCCAUAGCUGCAGGAACUGGCCCCAACUUUUCUCUGUCAGAUUUGGAAAGUUCUUCAUACUACAGCAUGAGCCCAGGAGCCAUGAGGAGGUCGCUACCCAGCACGUCCUCUACGAGCUCCACAAAGCGCCUCAAGUCUGUGGAGGAUGAGAUGGACAGUCCCAGUGAGGAGCCGUUCUACACGGGCCAGGGCCGCUCCCCGGGCAGUGGCAGCCAGUCCAGCGGGUGGCAUGAGGUUGAGCCAGGAAUGCCAUCUCCAACCGCACUGAAGAAGUCAGAGAAGUCAGGGUUCAGCAGCCCCUCGCCCUCGCAGACCUCCUCGCUGGGGACGGCGUUCACGCAGCACCACCGGCCGGUCAUCACGGGCCCCCGAGCAAGCCCGCAUGCCACGCCGUCCACGCUGCACUUCCCAACGUCCCCCAUCAUCCAGCAGCCUGGGCCUUACUUCUCCCACCCGGCCAUCCGCUACCACCCUCAGGAGACGCUGAAAGAGUUCGUCCAACUUGUCUGCCCUGAUGCUGGUCAGCAGGCUGGACAGGUGGGGUUCCUCAAUCCCAAUGGGAGCAGCCAAGGCAAGGUGCACAACCCCUUCCUCCCCACCCCGAUGUUGCCACCACCGCCGCCUCCACCCAUGGCCAGGCCUGUGCCUCUGCCAGUGCCAGACACGAAGCCUCCAGCCACGUCCACGGAAGGGGGCGCGGCCUCCCCCACCUCCCCAACCUACUCGACACCCAGCACCUCCCCCGCAAACCGAUUCGUCAGUGUUGGACCACGGGAUCCAAGCUUUGUAAAUAUCCCUCAACAGACACAGUCUUGGUACCUGGGAUAAAAGUCACAGCGUCCCACCACCCACCAGACAGACCACCUGACCCCUUCUCAACUCUGUAACAUGGACGCAACCUCAGCCCCGCGUGGUUACAACUUCACUGUCAGCGGAAGGGGAGAAAACACCGAUUCAGAUCCACCUGUAUAUGGAAACAGCAAGCAUUAUGGUCAAACAGCAAAGGCCAUAACCUUUUGGGAUUUUUUUUUAAAUACUUUAGGGACUGUUGUAAUUUCUCAUAUGGUGCUGGAAAUGGCUGGGCUUUGUAGCAUGUGAAGUGUUCGCGGGGCGUGAGCUUAGGAGCUGUGGCUGGCAGAGCACGAGCCUUGCUCACUACUUCCUGUUGCAACACCCUUCCCUCUCAGAGCCCGCUGUUUCACAGUAUUUCAUGAAUGACCCACGCGGUGUGGCCUCCCUGAGCAGGCGGGAGGCACACGGAGAACUAAAUCUUUCGUAGUAGCUGAGAUCUGCAAUCUAUACUUACGGGACAGUCAAAGGGCGAUGUUUCUGUAACAUAUUGGAAAAAGAGAAUGCAGUUAUGUUCUUUUUCUAUUUUUCUUUCAGUUUGGUUUGGUUCAGCCGUCAGCAGUUAAGCCCAUACCAUGGCCCGCAAGGACAGUGAACCCGCUCACGUUGCAGAACAAUUCCGAAAAUGGCAAACUACUACUACUAUUCAGUUUUUAAAAAGUCUUGAAAUGCUGCACUUACAUUUAAAAAAAGAACAACAUUUUUUUCAACAAUUUCAACAAUGACACAAAAAUUCACACGGAAAUGGGGAAGAUGGUCUGUUUUGAUAGAAACUGACAGGAAACGAUCAAAACAAUCGAAUUUUGAAUUGAGUGAAGUGCAAUUUCAUUGGAUAGCUAAAUAUCUUUGUAAGAUAGAGAUUGUUGAAAAUUCUAUUUUUGUUUUUCAAGUCCUUCCACCCCAGGACUCUAAAUUAUUGGGGUAAAAAACAGCCUUGCAAGAAAAAGGGGAGCUAUUUUUGCUUUUUAUGUUUUUUAUUGUUAAACUUGUAUCCCUUUAAAAACUGAAGGAAAAUUUAAAAAAAAAACAAAAAACAAAUCUAAUGGUGCUUUUACCACAAUAUGUUAACUACAUUAAAUGCUAAUUAAUUAUUUUCUGUUAUCAAAGCACAUAACUAAAAUGAAAUCAUGGUAUCUGUUAAUUUUAUAAGCUAGACGUCACUAUCAUGCAUUAUACCAAUUCUGAAAAAUUUUUACAUGUAUCUGGCAACAUAGGAUUUAUCAGUUAUCAGACACCUCAUUCUACCAGAGAUUGUCCAGAAUUUUAAAGGCCUUUGCGUCCCUGAACUGGGCUAUGGGAAAAUGAUGAUGUUGAUGAUGAUGAUGAUGAUGAUGAUGAAACCAAUACUGACACAAAUGGUGGUGCCCACUCAGAUCAAGGGUACUCAUUAGGAAAUAACAAAAAAAAAGUUUGCACCCCCAAAUGUCCUGUAUCUUACGUAAAACAAAAAAACAAAAAACAACAAAAAAAAAAAAGAACAGAAACAAAAAAAUGCAAGUAAUUUUUCUACCAGACAGCGAAGCUUCCCUUUGCUUCUCGUGCAGCCUGGAGGUUUCCUGUGCUAUACAUAUAUACGCAUCCUGGCGGCGGCCGCGCCGGCCGAGGGAGUCUGCAUGUUCUAGUGUUAGUGACUAAUUUUCAUAUAGUUAACGUAGGCUAAAGUAGAGUGCGUUAAGACACACUAUUGUAACCCUCCUCUAGGCACUUGCCUUUAAACUAUGUUUUCCAGCCCUUCAGAAGGGUCCUACUACUGUCCUAUACAAUCAAGUAACUGAAAUUCUUGGGAAGUCACUUUGCUCCUCAUCUUUCCCCCAAAAAACAAUGUUGUUUUGUUUUGUUUUGUUUUUCCUUAAUUUGCACGAAAACAAAAAUUCCAUAUCAAUGUGCCUUGCCCUGGAUAGCAAUUAUUUGUGGAAUUGUUGCACAUGCUCCUCUAUUGAAGGGGUUUCCCUCGUCAAGCAUUUGGAGACACUUUUUGUAAAUGUGACUGUUGUGUCGGCCCCCGUCGGUUUCACCAUCUAGAACUGAGUAGACAGUUAGUUGUCCGCAGGUAGGAGUAGUCUUUAUUGUCUGGUGUGGUCAGUGGCCGUGCUAUUCUGAGAUCUGUAGCGGCUUAGAAUAUCAGUGUUUUGGAUGUUGCUGCGUUUUACAAUUUAUUUGGAGUCUUCCUUUAUUUCCCCCCCCCCAGAUGUAUGAAAAUAUGCAAUACCUGCUUAUAUCAUGUAGAGAAGCUUAGCAAUGAUUAAUUUUUCUUUUUUUUUUUAAUUUGACCAAAGUCAGUGCUGCACUUGACGCAGUGUGUUUAGGUGUUCGUCUUUGUGCUUUUCUGUGAUUUUUGAAUGCACGUGCGCAGGAAGGGCUCCUCUUAGAGAGCAGUCAGACUGUGAAGCACUAAGCUGACCCUGCUUCAAGCAAUUUUGUUUUUACAACUGUUCUUUUCACAAGCAAGCCUUAAAAAAGACAACUCCUUUUUCUUCAGCUCCCACGCCCCAUUUUUCUUAGCAGACUGCAGUCAAUCCACAUUCAAUAAAAAGUAUAUAAUGCCCAUUUUUAUAUGCACGUUUUUAAACUUCCAAGUUCUGAAAAUUGUUUACUGGUAUCUCUAUUUAAGGAAAAAUAAUAAAAUAAAACAUUUUGGAUUUUCCUACGUGUCUGGUAAGUGGUUGAAUAGUCGUUUGGCGCUGUUGUACGGCGUGAUUGUCAGCGUACGUGUCACUUCCUGUAGCCAGCAGACUUUGCCUUCCCCAUAGCACCUAGCUGGGCAUUACUUUAUGAUGACAUAUGUGCACUAAAAAGAAAAAAAAAGAAAAAAAGGAAAGAAAAAAAAGAAAAAAUAGCAGCUUUCAGUGCUUCACAGUGAAGGGAAAAAAGCCUAGACAAACAUUUUGUCAGAACCUUGCGAUAGGCCAAGGUCUUACCAGGAAAUUGGUUGUAUAUACAAUAAAAUUGCACCCUUUUUUAAACAAAACAAACUAAGCAAUAGCUUGGGCAGUUUUAGUUGUUUUUAGUGAGCAUGUUGUAGUCAUGACUGCAAAGAGAGGAUAAACUGCCCACUGAGAAGAUAUGUAAUUUGUAUUGUUGUAUAGUUUUAUUGAUUACACUGAUUUAUUCUACCCUAUUUUAUAAUGCAGGACUUUUGUAAUGUUGUUUAAAUGAGGAAACAUUUCUGUCAAAUUAGCCUAGUGAAAUUUCUGAUUGUUCAUUAUAAAGGCAGCAUUCAUAGAAUUGCUUUUCUUUUUUUUUUUUUUUUCUCCCCUGUGGGAACUGGACUUAAGUUUAAAACUUUCCUGUUUCCUUUUUUUUUUUUUUUUGUAAGUAUUUAAAUACAGUUAUUUUUUUCUCUCAAUGGUAUAGCAUAUGCCUAUGCUUGAGAAGUGUAGGUCUACUGAGAAACCAUUGUAAAUGGACGUUACAGGUAUGCUGUAUUUUUGAAGGUAUUUUGUUGUAUUAAGUUUGAUGAAGCUAAAAUUAGGGAACUCUGAACAGAUUUGCAGGAAAAUAUGUUUUAAAGGCUUUAAAACAAGAGAGCGGCAGUCGAGGGUGAUGAUGGACAGGGGUUAAGUAUUAAACACACUAAGUUACCUUUUUGUUCGCCUUGUAUCAUCCAGAAAGCAGCAGGAAACUAGUUCGGUAGUGAUCAGUGGGAAAAAAGCAACACCAGUCCCUGGGCGUUUGGCUUUCUAGGCUAAGAGCCAAGCAGAGACACUGGAGGAAGACUUUGCUCCCGGGUGUAGACAGACAGGCCAGUGCGGUCCGCAUGUGGAGGCCCAGCCCCUGCUGCUGGGACCCUGGGGCCCUGGGACCCUCUCUCUCCCAUCAGACGGCAUUAAGGUUGGCAGAGGGUCCCUUGCAGGGCUCUCCGAGUUUUUCCUUUGGCAACUGAAGUCAUGAGGCACAAACACUAGCUCUUCCCCUCUCGGCCCUGUGCAGGCUGAGAACGGCCCUCCCACGCUCCCUCCUGCCCCACGCCGCCCGCCCUGGGCCUCCUUGCCCCCGAGGUUUCCAUUUCUUUGCCUCUUGGUGCAACACCUAUUUAUGUCUUCUCUGCCCACUGCGGCUCCAUCCAGCAGGCUCCACGCAGCCCACGAGCACGAGGCCACGCGUGUCCCAAAGCCUGCGCUCCCUUUCUCCCUCCUCCGUGGAACGCGAAGGACCCAAAUGUGCAGCACAGAGCUCGGCCAGCCCACAGGAGGUGCCCCCCCACCCUCGCGCCCCUCAAACCCUGGCCCCUUGUGCUUGGCUCCAGUGGUGACCGGGCCAGAAAGUGUUCAUGAAACCUGCGUGAAACACGUCCCCGGGGCUGCCUGCGGGGGCUCAAAGGCUGCCGUUCGGUGUACUCCGCGCUUGUUCCCGAGGCUCCCUCCCGGACCCCAGGGGUGGCGCCCUCUCCGCUCCCGCGUGUUUGUCUCCGUCUCCUUCUGGUUGUUGUCUUUUGUUCCUUUCUUCCUGGUUGUUGGUGCAGGCCUCCAUAGAACAGUCAGACACAGCGGACAGGGGUGUGGGCCCAGCUUUGGGGCGCCUCCCACCACCUCCAGGCCUGGCCUCACUGGGGCAGCCACCCAGGUCCCGAGGCCGCCUGUCAUGAAACACGUAUAAAUCUCGGUCUGACCACACACCCGCCCUGCCCUCCCCAGUCCGAGGCUACGCGCCCGUCUCAUUAGCGUCGUGGAUGUUUCCCUUCUCUUUUUCCCAAUAAGAAAUGCAGUGGGAUGAAAAUUGCUUUGAUAUAUAGCAGGUACCAUUGAAGCUAUUCCAUAGCACUUAACUGUAGUGAAUACUGUGUCACCAAUUCUGAAUCAAUCUAAUGUUUAAUGCAAACCCAUUACAUGGUGCUAUUACAGGCUGACAAAAUGAUUUACACAAAUGUGACAACUUGGGCUCAAUUCACUUUGCUUUCCAACAGUGUAAAUGCAUAGCAGUGUUUAUCUGCAUGAGAACUAUGCACUAAUCUAUCUGAAGAAAACUAUAUCGACUUUGGUAUCUACUUUCCGUUUACUUCAAUCCUUGCCUUUUUGGUCAUUGUUAUAAUGCCAGCUUUAGGACAGAAAGAAUUAUAAGAAAACCAGCAUAAUACCUGAUAUAUUAAAAUGUAGUGCCUGUGAAAUCUGUAUUAUAUUGCUCUUCUGAAGUAAGAUUUUUCUACACCGGUAGCCUUCGCUGUCUGUCGGUCAGGACCUCUGGUAUAGGUGAUGUAAAAUAACCGUACAAUAUUAAUGCAUGCUCUCCAUAUGCUUAGUGAACUGUAUGAAUAUUACUCAGAAUUAUGUUAGUCUUCUUUUCUGACUUGGUUCUUGUCAGCUAGGUUUAAAGGUAUUUCACUGAGAAUGAGAAUUCUGUCUCUUGAUUUCUGGUGUUUUCAGUAUUUUGGAGGUAUACAUUUACUUAAAUUCAGUAUUACUUGUGUUUUGUUUUUGGUUUUUUGUUUUGUUUUGUUUUCUUUUUCCUAGGGGGCAAGCAUGGGUGUUUGAUUCCAGAAAUCAGUACCUGAUGAGAUUUUUGUCUCAAAACUACAUUGGACUUCCACAAACUCUGCCACAAAGCCACUCUGAGGACAUUCCCAGGCGCGGGAGCCAUGCUGCGCCCAAGAGCCUCCCACAGGACAGCGCCAGCCAGGUACCAUGCUUGACCCUCACACCAGACGCCUCGUGUUAAGGAAAAGGAAAGAGAGCUCUAAGGAGUCACGUGGCUCUUCAUUUUCAUGCACAAUUGCAAUAUUUCCUUCAAAAGUAAAACUGUACAAACUCUGGGCCCGGUUCAUAAGCAAAAGUUUGUUGUUAACACGGAAUUUUUUAGAUACACUUUUUUUCGGCUAAAUUUGAAACUACUUCGUUGCCACAUUAAAUCGAUUUCUUCUUCUUUUUUAACCCUAAGCCAGCACCCAUUGGCCUUUGAUCCCCCAAAGGGUUGUGUUAAUCAGGUUAGGGGGCCCCAGGCUGGGCGGGGGACAGGGCAACAGCCCACAGGGCAGGGCCUUCUCUGAGGGCCUGGACCCCCAAGUUCACUCACACCCUCAGUGCCGCGUGCUCAGAACACAAACGUCCCAAAGAGUGUGGCCACAGAGCCCUCAUGCAGGUGCUCCAUCCGAGCAGGGCGCUGUCCCGGGGACCCGGGGGCCAGCACUGUGGGCUCUCAGGCCCUGCAGGGUGAGUGCAUCUGUGAGUCAGGGCCUCAUUCCUGCUGUUUUCUGCUCAGUUUCUUAAAAUAAGAAGUGUGACGCCCCCCACCCCCGACAGUUAUCCUGAUUUUUAAGUUGUAUUUUUCUCGGCAAUAAUAGUAAAUCGGUUUUCUCAUCAUCUCAGCAGAAGGCUGCAGGGCCACUGGCCGCAGGGUGGAGUUGUGACAGCCACCCUGCCUCACCCUGGGCUUGCGUCUCUGCCCCGCGAAUGUGUUUGCUCACCUUGCAUGCAUGAGACACCAGCAAACUUGACUAGGAACUCGGUGGGUCCCCGAGGUCCUUAGGGCCCUGGGGCACCUCCCACCGUAGCCUCAACUUCUGCCCAGAACAGAUCACGCGCACAGACGCUGUCCUUGCAGUGCCUCGAUUUCCAUUUCCACUGCGGGAAGCAGGUUGAGCACUUCCAGUGGUGGCAAAAGAACUCCUUUGUGACGCUGAGCAACCCCGUGUUAAUAACUUGGUCUGAAAGUGGUUGUUAUGAGCCGGGCCCCCUGUGCCUCUAGUGUACCGUACUGACUUUCAUAGUUACCCUUUUAGUUUACCGUGUUCUGUGAAAAUUUGUAAUUGGUUGAGAAUCACUGUGGGCAUCCAUUCUUAUUCAACUAAAUCUCCACAGAUUUUUUGAGCUGGUGUGGAUAAGUUUAACUCUUGUAUUCAACCAUUAGUGCUACCACCUUCUCACAUUACAGUACAAUUACUGGAAGCAAGUACUGCAUUUCCUAUGCAACAAAAAGGAAAAAUAAAAAAAUUGCUAAUGCUA
This is a messenger RNA of Chinchilla lanigera (long-tailed chinchilla), 8459 nucleotides long. It is a transcript of the gene Nfia, whose product is annotated as nuclear factor I/A. The record is from RefSeq and is a predicted model, not a curated record. NCBI's taxonomy places the organism in Eukaryota, Metazoa, Chordata, Mammalia, Rodentia, Chinchillidae. Gene Ontology annotation, biological process: regulation of transcription by RNA polymerase II. Gene Ontology annotation, molecular function: RNA polymerase II cis-regulatory region sequence-specific DNA binding; DNA-binding transcription factor activity, RNA polymerase II-specific. Gene Ontology annotation, cellular component: nucleus.